Molecule: messenger RNA, 840 nt
Organism: Drosophila willistoni
Lineage: Eukaryota; Metazoa; Arthropoda; Insecta; Diptera; Drosophilidae
Gene: DCTN5-p25
Product: dynactin subunit 5
Exons: 3
Coding region: 96-665 (189 amino acids)
Source: RefSeq, a predicted model, not a curated record
GUUUUUUGAACAAAUUAUUCAACACUAUCCAAAAAUAAAUCAGCAAAUUGUUAAACUAUUUUGUUUAUUAUUUUAGUAUAAACCAUUAAGGAAUCAUGGAAAUAGCAGACACAUACUACAGUAAGGAUGAAUACGUGGAGACGGCCUCUGGCAACAAGGUGAGCCGCCACACAGUGCUUUGUGGUUCCCAGAACAUAGUACUCAAUGGAAAGGUUAUUGUCCAGAGCGGUGCCAUUAUACGAGGUGAUUUGGCCAAUGUACGAACUGGAAGAUAUUGUGUGAUUAGUAAAAAUUCCGUCAUCCGUCCACCUUAUAAACAAUUCAGCAAAGGCAUCGCCUUCUUUCCCAUGCACAUUGGAGAUCAUGUGUUUAUUGGCGAAGGAGCUGUUGUAUCAGCAGCCACAAUUGGCUCAUAUGUCUAUAUAGGAAAGAAUGCGAUUAUUGGACGUCGCUGCACUUUGAAAGAUUGCUGUGUUAUUGAGGAUGGAGCUGUGCUACCACCAGAGACAACAGUCUCUAGCUAUAUGCGAUACACGGCCAAGGGAACCAUCGAAGGUGGUCAGGGAAAUCCGUAUUUUGUGCCCGCUGCCAUGCAAGAUGAAAUGGUUGGCUAUACAAAAUCCUUUUAUGAACAUUUCGUAAGAACUCCAGCGCCAGCCAGUUGAACUAGGCUUACAAGAAUCUAAAGAGUAUCAUAAAUUAUUUCCAAGUAUAAGUAUUUAACUAUGGGUUUGCUAAAAAAACAAUUAUCAAUGUGACUGAUCCUGAAAUAUAAUUUUCAAAGAUUUUCAUAUGCCUAAAUCAAAGUCCACUCAUACAGUAAACAAUUUUAAUAGACUA